Messenger RNA from Quercus lobata, 1667 nucleotides. RefSeq names its product cytoplasmic tRNA 2-thiolation protein 1. NCBI's taxonomy places the organism in Eukaryota, Viridiplantae, Streptophyta, Magnoliopsida, Fagales, Fagaceae. Gene Ontology annotation, molecular function: tRNA binding. Gene Ontology annotation, biological process: tRNA wobble position uridine thiolation. The coding region runs from base 90 to 1163 and encodes 357 amino acids. The transcript is spliced from 11 exons. The record is from RefSeq and is a predicted model, not a curated record. Gene Ontology annotation, cellular component: cytosolic tRNA wobble base thiouridylase complex; mitochondrion.
UUGGUUCCUUUUUACAGCCAGCCGAAUUAUAUUUAUGUUGAGGAUUUUCAGAAAAGAAGGGCGGAAACGAUCGUGUUAGAAAAAUUGAAAUGGAAAAAGGCGAGGAGGAAAAGCCGACGAAGGCCGGGUCCCGCUUGUGCUGUAUCUGCAAUCAGAGAAGGGCCGCUCUCAAAAGACCUAAAACCCUACAGCAGAUAUGCAGGGAGUGUUUCUAUGAGGUGUUUGAGGAGGAGAUCCAUCAGGUAAUUGUUGAGAAUCAGUUAUUCAAGCCCGGUGAACGCGUUGCUAUCGGUGCAUCUGGUGGUAAAGAUUCCACAGUCCUUGCUUACAUAUUAUCAGAAUUAAAUCGACGACACAAUUAUGGCCUGGAUCUCUUCCUCUUGUCAGUUGAUGAGGGCAUUACAGGGUACAGAGAUGACUCUCUCGAAACUGUCAAACGAAAUGAAAUUCAGUAUGGACUGCCACUUAAAAUUGUCUCAUACAAGGAUCUGUAUGGAUGGACGAUGGACGAGAUAGUGAAGAUGAUAGGUUUAAAGAAUAAUUGCACAUUUUGUGGUGUUUUCCGACGCCAGGCCCUUGAUCGAGGUGCUGCAUUGUUGAAAGUAGACAAGGUCGCUACCGGACAUAAUGCAGAUGAUAUUGCAGAAACAGUUCUUUUGAAUAUUUUACGAGGUGAUAUUGCUAGAUUGAGUAGAUGCACUUCAAUAGUCACUGGUGAAGAUGGACCAAUUCCAAGAUGCAAACCUUUCAAGUACACAUAUGAAAAGGAGAUUGUUAUGUAUGCAUAUUUCAAGAGGCUGGACUAUUUCUCCACCGAAUGCAUUUACUCUCCAAAUGCAUAUCGUGGUUUUGCUCGUGAGUUCAUAAAGGAUUUGGAAAGAAUCAGACCUAGGGCCAUACUUGACAUCAUCCAAUCAGGGGAGGAUUUCAGGAUUUCUACUUUUACAAAAAUGCCAGAACAAGGGACUUGUGAACGCUGUGGCUACAUUUCAAGCCAGAAAUGGUGUAAAGCUUGUGUUCUGCUUGAGGGACUAAAUCGGGGUUUGCCAAAGCUGGGCAUUGGGCGGAGUCGAGGCCCUAAUAAUGAUCGUAAGAAGGGAACAAAAGAAACUAAUGAAGCAAAGAGUAUUGAGAGCAAGCAAUGUGGAACUUUGGACUUCUAAUGUAGCACGUAUAGAUCACUUAAAGCUCUCAUGAGCUCAGGGUCUGAGUUUCACUUUAAGGCAACAAAAGUGAUAGUUAUUCAAUGCUCUUGGAAGGGAUAUAUCCACCCUGUUGAUUGAACUGAGACCGUUGGUCUCGGGACUAAAAUGAACAGCACAGAAAAAGAAAAGAAACCAAUUAGAGGAUAGCAUCUUUCUUUUUUAUGGUAGAGUUAAAUUAUGUGGGAAGUCUUUUGGUAGAGAUGAAUGGAAUUAACAGGGAGAAAGUAGAACCUCCCCUUUAUUAGUUAGCUGUAGUGAUUGUGAAAGUUUCUUUUCUGUCGGCACCAAAUCAUUUUGUGCAGGAUGAAGUCAUUUUUAAUGGUUACACGACAGUUGUGGUUGUUUUGAUUUCUGGAUGGUAGUAAUUUUAUAUCUUUACAAAUUCUUUUUGCUAGUUAUGCAAUUUUGAACAAUGUAAUUUUCUAUUUUGGAUUUGUUUCAAAUAUUUAGCUGGGUUUUUUC